Molecule: messenger RNA, 1545 nt
Organism: Alligator mississippiensis (American alligator)
Lineage: Eukaryota; Metazoa; Chordata; Crocodylia; Alligatoridae
Gene: CD37
Product: CD37 molecule
Exons: 10
Coding region: 16-1170 (384 amino acids)
Cellular component (GO): membrane
Source: RefSeq, a predicted model, not a curated record
AGCUCCCUUGGGGCCAUGCGCAGCCUUUACCCUCCUCCACCCUGCCCCCCUCCCCGGACGCAGGAUGUUGCAGUGUUGAGCAAGGCAGAGACAGACGGGAACAGAGUCCACACGCAGUUGGAAAGGCCUAGGAGUCAGGGCAGCCACUGGGGUGCAGACAUGGCCACAAAGGGGUGCCUCAGUGUUACCAAGUAUUUCCUCUUCAUCUUCAACAUCAUCUUCUUUCUCCUGGGCAGCCUUCUCUUUGGCUUUGGCCUCUGGAUCCUUUUUGAUGGGAGCAGCUUUGCAGCUGCGUUGGGCACCUCUAUCUAUGGGCUUAAGGUCUGGUCCUACAUACUGUCUGGAGUCGGCAUCAUCACUAUGUUCAUCGGCUUCCUCGGAUGCCUGGGUUCCCUCAAAGAGAUCAAGUGCAUGUUGGGAUUUUAUUUUGCAAUCCUCUUUCUCCUCUUUGUCACCCAAAUCACUAUCGGGAUCAUCGUAUAUGUGCAGCGUGACAUGCUCGGUACCAAGGUGGAGAACUAUGUCAAAAACCUGAUCAAGACAUACGGGGAAAGCAAAACCCGUGGGGACGGGCAUGAUAGCUGGGACUAUAUCCAGGAGCAGCUGCAUUGCUGUGGCUGGGACUCCUACAUUGACUGGAAGCUGAAUGAGGAUGUACAAGCCAAUGCCUCCUCCAGCCUCUACCCCUGCUCCUGCAGCAACACGUCCACCCUGGGGCUCAACACCACCCAUUUGGAGAAUGGCUUCUGCUCCUUCCAGAAUGACUUGGGGCUCUUCAUGGAUGGCUGCUCCAGGAGCGUCAAGGCCUGGCUGGCUGAUAACAUCAUCACCAUCGUGGGCAUCUGCCUGGGCGUGGCACUCUUGGAGAGAUGUGCAUCUGGACUAUUAUCAAGGUCUGUCUCAUGUCGCUGUCGAUCUUUCUGUGUAGAAACAUGGACCAGAACUACGACAAGCUUGUCCGCUACUCUUAGGAGUACCCCAAGAUGGGAGCACCCCACAGCACCCCCCACCCCUCAAACCAGGAUCAUCUGGACUGAGAUGACACCAGGCUCUCUCUGGGUCUGCUGGGGGCUGGUUCCCUGCUGUCCUCCCACCCUGAGUCUGAGCUGUGCUCACCCCUCAGGCAGUGGCUUGGGUUGCUGUUUCUUUCACCCUCAGGCAGUAGUUUAGGGUGCUGCCUGUAUGUAGAAUUGGGAAUGGGGGGCAGGGCAGGGUGGGUCUUGGCAGCAAGGGUGGGAGCUGGGGGGAUUUGGGGUGGCACUGACUGGUCUUCCCUGGUGGGGACAGUGAUUGGGGACUAAUGGGGGCAUUAAUGGGGUCUGAGUGGGGGAGACGGAGUGAAUUUCCCUUUUUCCCUCUCUCUUUCCCAGCACAGAGCAGGGGAGACCAUGAGGGGCUUGGAUUCUGCCCCUGGCAGGCCCUCCCAGCCAGAUCUGCCCCUAGAGGCCCUCACUUGUCCCCUCCUCAGGGGCAAAUUUCCAUUUCUAUUUUUGUAAAAGUCCCCUUGUAAAUAAAAUAAUUAAAUUAGGUCAGAACUCCCCAAAA